Messenger RNA from Hypanus sabinus (Atlantic stingray), 4471 nucleotides. Its product is annotated as signal transducing adapter molecule 1-like. NCBI's taxonomy places the organism in Eukaryota, Metazoa, Chordata, Chondrichthyes, Myliobatiformes, Dasyatidae. The coding region runs from base 325 to 1941 and encodes 538 amino acids. Gene Ontology annotation, cellular component: ESCRT-0 complex. The transcript has 15 exons. Gene Ontology annotation, biological process: protein transport to vacuole involved in ubiquitin-dependent protein catabolic process via the multivesicular body sorting pathway. The record is from RefSeq and is a predicted model, not a curated record. Gene Ontology annotation, molecular function: phosphatidylinositol binding; ubiquitin binding.
AUGUGAGACCUUCUGGGUUUCGGCAUCUGGACCGGGCUGAGGGCUCGGAGCCGAUGCUGGCGGCUGUGGAGGGAUGGCGCGGAGCUGGUGUCGGCGGUAGGCAGGGCAGGGCAGGGCAGGACAGGACAGGACAGGAGGCGGCUCGGCCGGAAGGGAAGGUCCGCCGCGGCCGGGCUGGGCUGGGCUGGGCUGGGCCGGGCCGGGCUGCUGCAGGCGUCGGCGGAGUGAAGCCGGGGGUCUCACUCACUCACUCUCACAGCGAAACGGGCGAGUCCGGCUGCAACAAAGUGAACGUACGCUCACCGAGAGAUUCGCGCUUCAGACAUGCCUCUCUUUAACGCCAAUCCAUUCGAUCAAGAUGUUGAGAAAGCAACAAGUGAGAUGAAUACUGCAGAGGACUGGGGCCUCAUACUGGAUAUCUGUGACAAAGUUGGGCAGUCUCGGACUGGGCCAAAAGACUGCUUAAGAUCCAUAAUGAAAAGAGUAAAUCACAAGGAUCCUCAUGUUGCAAUGCAGGCACUGACUCUGCUAGGAGCAUGUGUAUCAAACUGUGGCAAGAUCUUUCACCUUGAAGUCUGCUCAAGGGAUUUUGCAAGUGAAGUGAGCAACGUAUUAAAUAAGUCACUGCAGGAUACUGAAGAGCUCAGUUCGACAAAGGGACACCCAAAAGUCUGUGAAAAGCUUAAAGCCCUCAUGGUAGAAUGGGCUGAAGAAUUUAAGAAUGAUCCCCAACUUAGUCUUAUAUCUGCAAUGAUAAAAAACUUGAAAGAACAAGGAGUUACAUUUCCUGCUGUAGGUUCUCAGGCUGCAGAACAAGCAAAAGCAAGUCCUGCUCUGGUAGCCAAGGACCCCAAUGUAACAGCAAACAAAAAAGAGGAGGAGGACUUGGCAAAAGCUAUUGAAUUAUCAUUGAAAGAACAAAGACAGCAGCAGAUCAUGGUUUCCAGUCUGUAUCCAAGCACAUCAAGCCUUACCUCCAACAAACCUGAAGGACGGAAGGUGCGAGCCAUAUAUGACUUUGAAGCAGCCGAAGACAAUGAGCUCACCUUUAAAGCUGGAGAAAUAAUUACUAUCCUAGAUGACAGUGAUCCAAAUUGGUGGAAAGGUGAAACGUAUCAAGGUAUUGGAUUAUUCCCAUCCAAUUUUGUGACAGCAGACUUAACAGCAGAACCAGAGAUGUUGAAAACUGAGAAGAAAACUGUACAAUUUAGUGAUGAUGUACAAGUUGAAACUCUGGAACCAGAACCUGAGCCAGUUUUUAUCGAUGAAGAAAAGAUGGAUCAUCUGUUACAGGCACUGCAGAGUGCUAACCCCACUGAUGGUCAGCCAGACCCAACAGAUCUACUGCAUCUAGAAGGUAUCUGUCACCAAAUGGGACCACUUAUAGAUCAGAAGUUAGAAGAAAUUGACAGGAAGCAUUCUGAACUGUCAGAUCUAAAUAUGAAAGUGAUGGAGGCGCUGUCUUUGUAUGCUAAAUUGAUGAAUGAAGAUCCUAUGUAUUCCAUGUAUACCAAACUCCCAAAUCAGCAGUAUUAUGUGCAACCAUCGUCUGUAGCAGUCUCACAGGUAUAUUCAGGACAGCCUCCCAGUGGCACUUACGUAGUAUCUGGAACACCUCAAAUGGCUUCAGUCCAGGGUUACAGUCUUGCAGCUGAUCACAUUCCAUCACUUAAUCAGACUGGUCUUCCACCAACAGCAAGUUCAGCUAUGUCUACCCAGCAAGCUGUGACAUCUUAUACUAAUGCUAUGGCUGCAAGUACAUACAUAAGUCAGGCACCUGUCUAUAGUCAAACUCCCCCUUCAAAUGUCGACAUCUCUAGUUAUCAGAGUACAGGAUCAAAUGGACAACAGAUACCAAGCUACAGUGUUUCCUCGACAGCACAUGGCCAAGAAUCUAGCAGUCAACAACAAUCACCUUACUCACAGAAAGCACUUCUAUAGAGGAUAUGACAUUUCUCAUCAGAUUUGUCCUUUAACUAUUAACCCUUAACGCUGGUUGAGAAUGAACAGGCAGUGCUUUAAUUCACAGCAAUUAAAAUGUCAUCAAUAUGCACCAGUUGCACUGAACUUUUGUUUCUUCGAACAGAACCACCUAAUUCUAAAGAAGGACAAAUGGUAAGAUACCCCUGAAGAAGUAUCAUGAUGUCCCAUUUCAUGGGAUAAGAUGGAACUGAUAGCUGUUGUGUACAUAAUGUUGGUUUAUUGCAUUAGUAUUAAAUUUGAUAGCCAUAAGUGAAAAUGUGAAGAUAAACUGUUGCAGUUGAUAUAGAAAUUUAAUUCAUGGUGGAUUUCAAAUUAGAUUAUCGAUUUUUCUAGUAAUUUUAAUUUAUAUAUAUUUAAAAUAGAUAAUGUUUCAUCAUCCUUAUGAUGUGAAGGAUCAAAUCUACAUUGCCACAUUUUGCACUCCGAUUGGGAAAAAAAGGCUGCCUAGAUGCCUGCAAUGAUGCUUUGCUCAUUCUGGUCUAAAAGAGAAAGCCCAAAUGAGUUACAGGACUUUCUAUGCAUUUUGUUUUGCACCUUUUUCACCUCCAGUGAUUCUGUUUUGGCUUCUUUGUUUUAAACAUUGUUCUAACUUAAAAUGGGAUUUAUUUUUCAAAUGAAGAGUCAGAACUUAUUUGUGACUCAUUACAACCAUGUGCAGUUUAAUGCUCAGCAAUAUGAUGUUCUGCCUUCAUAUAAUGAUUUUGACGUUUGCAUCCUCCAAGAUGAUAGUCGAUACUCCAAGUUCGGAAUUUGAAGGUAGUGAAAUGUUUUUGUUUUCACUCCCAGCUUGUCUGGUAUCUCCAAGCCUGAACUUUUGAAACAAAGCAGUUCUGAAUUGUGUUACUGCUCGUUUCUUGCCAACUAUCAGUGACAGAAAUCACUAAUUUUUAAAAACAAACACAUGCAAUUGAUACUAUAUUAAAAACUGUUCACUUUAUUUAUCAUAUGUCUUAAUGGCCACAUAAGUGCACACAACUGAUGCUAUUUAGAAUAGCCUUCUGCCUUCUAUCCCAGUUAAGUGUCCUAAAUAAACAAAGAGAAUCCAGGCGAUUAGUUUUGUUCUUUAAGUGUUAUCCCAAAUAAAGUGGCUGCUCCAAUUAUCCAGAAUCCACUGAACUAGUGACUUUUUCCAUGUAACUCUAGGUCCAAAUGCCCACCCACCAAAGGCAAAACUAUGAAGCAAAACCUGCUGUUAACACUGUUUUGUAAUUGGAGUCAAUCCUUUUUCAUUGAUUAGGGUUGUUGGAUCUUAUUGCUUUUGCAAUAGCUGGAAAAGGUGAUGUUUAGAAUUAAUUGACAAUAUUCCAGUACUAACUUUCUUGGCCUACUGAAUUCUGUCACUAAGUUAAAGCAAUGUGACAUACCCCUUUUGUAAGAAGUAUCAGUACUGUUUAGAAACUUCCCAAUCUGUCUUUUGAAUUUGAGUUCUUUACUCACUGUUCUCAAUAAAGAGUAUUAUCUAUUUUCAGUGCAUAAAUGAAGUUGGAGGGGAAUGAGGAGAGGCAUAAUCAUAUUUGCAGACCGGUGGCAAUUUUUUUUUCUCUGGAAUUGCUCUUUAAAGGCACUACUCUCAUGUUAAAGUGACACCAUCAUAUUUCUGUUCCAACAUCAUUUAUCAUUCUGUAUGUAAAUUUAGAAAGUUGUUGGGCAACAUUUAACGAGAUGGUGCUGCUUCAAUCUAGUAUCUAUAACUGGAGGUGUGAAAUUUGCAAAUAUUUGCUGCAUUUACACUUUUUUAAAUUCUUGAAGUUGAUAUUGUUUGAUCUGAAAAUGGAAAACGAUCAUAUUUUUCACUCAAUGUAAUGCAAUACCAGCCAAAUGUAAUUCAAAAAAGUACUUUGGUUAAUAAAUAGUUUAACAGAUGUAAACUUUUUUCCUGGUUCAUCAUUAAAUCUACAAAAAUCAUCCAUGGUCCAUAACUCUGUAAAUAUAAUAUAAAUGUUUACCAUGUGCUAAUUGUAAAAUGCUGGUUCAUUUGUGUUCAGUUUCCCAUUUACAGAAGUAAACUUGUUAGAAAAUGAGCAAAAGAUCUGUAUGCAAGAUGUUAAAACCAUUUUAUUGAUGGAUACCUGAGUAUGUUUUGUCAUAUAGAGUUUUAAACGAUGCUUAUGCUGAUAAGAUCUGAAAGCGUGUUUGUAUAAUCUUUGACUUGUUAGCUGUCAAAUAAGUUGUAACAAGAAUGGCUGAAUUCAAUGCAAAAAUUAUAAGGCAUCUCAUAAGAUUCUAUUCUAUUGCAUGUCAUGGGAUCAUAAAGUGAAAAUACUGAAUCUUCAUUGAGAGGGUUUCACAGUUGACCUGUGACCAAUUAAAUAGUUUAAAUAAAUAGUUUAACAGAUACUGUUCUGAUGUCAGUGAAUUGAAAUAGUUUUGUCAAAAAGUUUAAUAGUUUUGGUCUUUGAGUUCCACUAUAAACUACCAGAGACUUAUUUUGUUUGUUCUACAGCCUCUCAGUCUUUUACACUUAGGUUUAUAAUACACUGAGAUGAUC